Messenger RNA from Vanessa atalanta (red admiral), 2288 nucleotides. RefSeq lists its product as uncharacterized. The transcript is spliced from 16 exons. The record is from RefSeq and is a predicted model, not a curated record. Bases 132 to 2288 code for a protein of 718 amino acids. NCBI's taxonomy places the organism in Eukaryota, Metazoa, Arthropoda, Insecta, Lepidoptera, Nymphalidae.
GUCAAUUAGCAGUAAAAAAAAAAACUUAUUAAAGUUAGCAUGAACUUGUAAUUCCAUUUAAUUUUCUUCGAUAAGUUUUAGUAAUUAAGUUACUUGUUUAUGAUGUUUUUUAAUAUUUAAAUUAGAUAACAAUGGAACACAUAAGGCAGUUUGAUUGGUGUUUUUCUCAACCAGAUAUAUAUUUCCUAAAGGAAGAUGAUCUUAGUAAGAGUGUGACAGAGAAAAUACUCCGCAAUAAAUUCCAUGAUCCAUUCAUAUCUAGCGAUUCAGAAGAAGAAACCCCUAAAAUCAACUGGGAUGAAGUAUUUACCAAGAAAGAGAUUUUGAAUAGAGAAUAUGGUGUCUAUGUGCCAUGUUUACCAAAGAUACAGUACCCAAAGGUCUCAGCCCUCACUGCCCACCAGCAGUAUCAGAUCCUCAAGGUCAUUUGUGCAGAUCAUCCCCACAUCCUAGAACAGGUGUUCAUACCACGGCCAACUAAGACAGAUCGUCGAGUUUUUGAGGAACUUAAGCCUAUAUAUGAAAAAGAGCAGAAAGAAUACAUGGAGUGGGCUAAAACCCUCUGGACUAAUGUACACUGCGUCAGAGCACUACGUCCCAAGCCGACAAUCGAAACUGUUUAUGAUGCUAGGUUUAAGAUGAGAGCCAGUGAAAUGGAGUCAUAUCCUAAAACAUUUAAUAUGGCAGCCCAGAUACCUCUGGAAUCAAGAAGUAACACCAUCGAAUUGAUCCUAGAAAAGGAAUUGAUAAAUGUUGAUAUUAAAGCGUUACCUCAAAUUGAAUGCAGACCGAUAACAAAGAAGCUAAGUAUAAUGAAACCUUGUUUGAUUCCGGAGCCUUGCAACAAACAUCCCUGCAGAUUCAUAUUGCCAAAUGAAAAGUCAGUUUCCAUACUUCCCUACACGGAGGUUCAAAGGGAGCUGGCACAGUUCGCGGUCGACAAUGGCUGUCAGUACAUAGCCAGCGAAAACGCUCUCAGGUGUCUGGUGGAGCAGGACAGAUCCUGGGAUAUUCCCGUAUCCGUCUGCUCCGUGUUUGGACCCGAUGGUGAAACGACGGACGUAGUCGUACUAGGCAACGAGUUCUCAAUAAACAGGGAGUCAGUUCUCGUCAGGACCUACAAAGCCUACAAACAUCUACUUCAACAUACCCUCUUACCACCGGCUGAAAAAAAGAAAUUGAACUACAAAAAUUAUGAUCAAGAAAAAAGUAAUCAAGAAUCAAGCAAUAUGAACGUCUUUAAUGACAUGGACGUGUCCUCCGACGAUGAAGAUAACGGCUUGUGUAUAGAUGAUAAUUCACAAAUGAGUUGUGCGGAGGAAUCGCAACCAGCUAACGACGAUGAGGAAAGCGAACAAGAAGCAGCGACGAGUGAUAACAUAAGCGAGAAGCGAAACGAAGAAAAGACGAAGACGGAUAAUGUGGAGUUCUAUAAUUGUACUUGUAAAGACACGAUGUUCGAGCUGCCGCCCCCCCGGUCCUUCAAGAAGUGGCGGCUCGUUGACAGAACAACCGACGAGAAUUUCAGUAUCGUUAUACACUGUUCGCAUAAAGUUCGGGACAACAACGGCGAAGUGUUACUAGAGCCAAUCCCGGAGUAUCAGCUGGAUCUCGGCGGCAGCGAGCAGUCCAAGUGUCGAAUUAGAAGCUUGGCACUGGCGCUCCAUCUUAGGAAGAACGUUUCCUUGCUGAAUGUGCGGAUCGACGGCGCGACCGGGGAGGUGGCGACUUUCGAAGCGACGAGCGCGGACGGGCUGCGCGCGGCGCACGCGGCCGCGCUGCCGCUCGCGGCGCGCGCGCUGCUCGGCGCGCUGGCGCAGCUGCGCGGCCUGCUCGCGCGCCGCUACGUGCUGCGCCACGAGCCGGGCCACGGCAGCAACGCGCUGCUGUUCGCGGGCGCGGCGGCGGCGGGCGCGGCGCUGCGCCUGCACUUCGACUGCGCGCGCGCCGCCGCCGACGACGAGCUCGGCCUGCGCGCGCCGCCCGCGCUGUGCGCCGCGCUGCUGCCCUACCACAAGUACCUACCGCCCCCCUCGCCCGUCCUCUGCCCCCCGGCACACACCCCCACCCGGCUCGCCGAGGUUCAACACCGGCGCAUGGCCCCGUGCGCCUUCACCCCGCACGAGCAGCACGUGUGCCGCCGCGCCCCGCGCCUGCGCGCCGCGCGCCCCCCGCCGCGCGCGCUGCAGCUGGGAGCGGACGCGGAGGCGGGCGGCGCGCGCGCCAAGGUCGGUCGGCUCGUGGCCAAAGAAAAAAAAGAAGAAGAAGAAGAAGUGCUAAUGGUGUAA